Molecule: messenger RNA, 2095 nt
Organism: Stegostoma tigrinum
Lineage: Eukaryota; Metazoa; Chordata; Chondrichthyes; Orectolobiformes; Stegostomatidae
Gene: actl6a
Product: actin-like 6A
Exons: 14
Coding region: 141-1430 (429 amino acids)
Biological process (GO): regulation of transcription by RNA polymerase II; nervous system development
Cellular component (GO): NuA4 histone acetyltransferase complex; SWI/SNF complex
Molecular function (GO): chromatin binding
Source: RefSeq, a predicted model, not a curated record
AUUGGUUGGGAUCGGCCAUUAGUUGCUCUUUGUUGGCCCAGAGCGGGUUUUCGGUCUGGAGCCGGCGUUGGGAGGGCAGAGGCCUUCGUGGAUCAUAAUCAUAAUCAUCAGCGACAGUCUCUCAGCGGCUUGGAGCGGACAUGAGCGGCGGGGUGUACGGUGGAGAUGAAGUUGGAGCCCUUGUGUUUGACAUUGGCUCGUACACAGUCAGGGCUGGUUAUGCUGGAGAAGAUUGUCCAAAGGCAGACUUUCCAACGGCAAUUGGCAUCCUCUUGGAGAGGGAUGAUGGAAGUGCACCUAUGGAAAUCGAAGGAGACAAAGGAAAGUCAAGUGGCACAACUUAUUUCAUUGACACAAACUCUUUGCGCGUUCCAAGGGAAAAUAUGGAAGUUAUCUCUCCUUUGAAGAAUGGAAUGAUUGAAGAUUGGGACAGUUUUCAAGCAAUUCUCGAUCACACAUAUAAGAAUCAUAUAAAAUCUGAAGCUAGUCUACAUCCUGUUUUGAUGUCGGAAGCCCCAUGGAAUACAAGGGCAAAGAGGGAGCGGCUUACUGAGUUGAUGUUUGAACAUUAUAAUAUCCCAGCUUUUUUCCUGUGUAAAACAGCUGUGCUCACAGCAUUUGCAAAUGGCCGCUCUACAGGUUUAGUGUUAGAUAGUGGAGCCACGCACACUACAGCUAUUCCGGUACAUGAUGGAUAUGUUCUUCAACAAAGCAUUGUUAAGUCACCACUUGCAGGAGACUUCAUCUCCAUGCAGUGCAGGGAAUUAUUUCAAGAAUUGAAUGUGGAAAUUAUCCCACCUUACAUGAUCGCGUCCAAGGAAUCAGUGCGUGAGGGAUCACCGCCGAAUUGGAAAAAGAAAGAGAAACUACCUCAGGUCACAAGGUCCUGGCACAACUACAUGUGCAAUGAAGUGAUUCAGGAUUUCCAAGCAUCAGUGCUCCAGGUGUCGGAUUCUUCAUACGAUGAACAAGUGGCUGCCCAAAUGCCCAGUGUUCAUUAUGAAUUUCCUAAUGGCUAUAACUGUGAUUUUGGUGCUGAACGACUGAGAAUUCCAGAAGGCUUGUUUGAUCCUUCGAAUGUCAAGGGUUUAUCUGGAAACACAAUGUUGGGUGUCAGUCAUGUAGUGACGACAAGCGUUGGAAUGUGUGACAUUGAUAUUAGACCAGGUUUAUAUGGCAGUGUGAUUGCAGCAGGUGGAAACACAUUAAUACAGAGCUUCACAGACCGUUUGAACAGGGAGCUCUCCCAGAAAACGCCACCUAGCAUGCGUUUGAAGUUAAUGGCCAAUAACACCACAGUGGAACGCAGAUUUAGCUCCUGGAUUGGUGGCUCUAUUCUAGCCUCUUUGGGUACAUUCCAACAAAUGUGGAUUUCCAAACAGGAAUAUGAAGAAGGAGGAAAACAAUGUGUUGAAAGGAAAUGCCCUUAAUUAACAAUAUUAUAGAUACAUCACCUGUGAAGUUUUUACCAGUUUUUUUGAUGCCCCAACUAUGGUCCUCCGCAACAGUGCCAAACCUGUUGGACUUCAUUGUAUAGUGGAUAGAUAAUGUAUAUUUUAUAAAGGUUUUUUAAAUCGUUCAGCUAAUUUUACUAAUCAACCAGACCCCCAAAGAUGUGUUUAUAAACUUACAAUUUACUAUUUGUAUUUAGAUACAAAUCACACCAUUUUCAGGGAACACCAAAUAUUGUUAACUAGUGAUAUUUUUGUAGCUGGUUAUGUUUUCUACACUGUACGGAUUAACAGUUUAUCUUGUGCCUUUUAAAUGAUAUCAGUUGUUUACAUGUUUGCCAAGGGUAAGUCUGGAGGUACAGUACAAUAGAAUAAAUGUACUUGCGAUAAUCUUAAUUAUCCCUAACUGCUGUUUAAAAAUUUUUCCAUUACCUGUGCACUUGGCAACAUGCUCACAGGGGUUUCAUAUUUAAAUUAAGUGAAUUGUGUAAGCAAUUAUAUCUUUUAUACAAAUUUAUCUUUCAGUGCAAGGUUAAUUUGAUGCAGAGUAACGUUGGAAUUUUUCUUUUAGUACUUUCUCUUCCUCCAUUUUUGCCUUUCUGGCAUUGUUGAUUUUACGUAGGUGCUUCUCAAUACGUCGUCUA